AUGGGGUACAGAACUCUCUUCUUUGCACUGUCUUUUAUUCUCUUUGCUUAUUAUAUUUAUAUACCCAUGCCGGAAGGCAUUGAUGAUCGCUGGAAACUGGCUGUCAUAGAUGCUGCUAUAAAGAUUGCUUCAAAUCUGGCUGAGUUUACUGAAGCAAUGGGUCUUAUGAAAUACGAAGAAUUUCUUCGUAGCAUAAUGAAUCUCCAACUUACAAACCCAAUUUCAGAUGAAAACCUUACAGUGAUUGAUGUGGACUUCAGGGACAUCCCUGUUCGCCUGUACUUGCCUAAAAGGACAUCAGAGAGACAGAGACCUGCUGUGAUUUACUUUCAUGGUGGUGGCUUUGUCAUAGGAAGUUGUAAGAUGUCGAGCUACGACUUCCUGAACCGAUGGACAGCAAUGAAGCUUGAUGCUGUGGUUGUGGGAGUGGACCACAGACUUGCUCCAAAAUAUCCAUUCCCAAUUGCCUUCGAAGAUUCAAUUUCCGUGGUCAAGUUCUUUUUACAGUCUACAGUUCUUGCAAAAUACAAAGUUGAUCCAGCUCGCAUCUGUGUCUCAGGGGAUAGUUCUGGAGGAACAUUGGCAGCAGCAGUGUCUCUCAUGCUACAGAGUGAUCCAGAAAUCAAAAAUAAACUUAAGGCUCAAGCCUUAAUAUCUCCUGGCUUACAGUUGAUUGAUAGCUUCAUGCCAUCCCAUCAAUUAUAUCAACAUGGUCCUCUUCUGACACGGGCGGUAGCAGCUAAAUUAAUCAGCCGUUUUGUUAGUGAAGGCAAAAUGCUGUACCAGGCAAUAAUGAAAAACCAACACAUGCCUGAAGAAUCGAGACCUUUGUUCAAGUUUGUCAACUGGAGUACCUUUCUUCCUGAAAAGUAUAAAAAGAAUCAUAUUUAUACUGAACCAAUUCUGGGGAAACUAAAUGUUUCAAAUCCAAACUUUAUGGAUAGCAGGGUGUCCCCUUUGCUGGCUACUGAUGCCCAGUUACAGAAGUUGCAGUUAACUUAUUUGCUCACUUGUGAGCAUGAUAUUCUCAGAGAUGAUGGGCUUAUUUAUGUUGCACGACUUAGAAAAGUUGGGGUUCAGGUUACUCAUGACCAUCUAGAGAAUGGGUACCAUGGAGCUCUGUCUUUUGCAACUGCACCAUUUAAUUUGAAUCUAGCCUUGAAAAUCAGAGAUAAGUACACUAGCUGGUUAAAAAAUAAUCUAUAG
This is a messenger RNA of Jaculus jaculus (lesser Egyptian jerboa), 1206 nucleotides long. RefSeq names its product arylacetamide deacetylase-like 2. The record is from RefSeq and is a predicted model, not a curated record. The transcript is spliced from 5 exons. Gene Ontology annotation, molecular function: carboxylic ester hydrolase activity. Lineage: Eukaryota; Metazoa; Chordata; Mammalia; Rodentia; Dipodidae. Gene Ontology annotation, cellular component: membrane. The coding region runs from base 1 to 1206 and encodes 401 amino acids.